CUGUUUUGAGCCACCUUACAUAAUCUCUUUGUCACUGUUUUUACAGUAGAAAAAUAAACAAAUCUCCUUUCCAAAGUAAACGGAUAUUUUGAGCUUUUAGAGCUUCCGACCACCGCAGCAGAAAACUCAUAUCUCUUAAGACUCUGUUCUGUAACAAGUUCGAACGUGUGUAUCUUUAAAAACAUCACCUGCAUCACGUCCUAUUGUCCUGUGGUAAACACGAUACGGUUGCUGACGUGGAUAUCACCUUUAGCCAAUCAGAAUUCAGUUGUACUAGUACAAGAGCCUGGCCGUCCUUGGCAACUGCCCGUAUUCAAGACAAUGAUACAGCAGAAAAGAUGGGCAAGAUAAAUGUUGUGCCUUCGAUGCCAGCUUUGCUGGUUUUGAUGUUCGAAGUUGGAAAUCUCUUUCUUCCAGUGAAAGGAAACUCGAUACAAACUGGAAAGCUCAACAUAUCACAGACGUUACCAGACUGGAGUUGCAACAGUGGAUGUUCUCUUCCUCAAGACUGCAGAUUAAGAUCUUGUACAAACAUUGCAUUUCCUGUUGCUUUCAGUGGCUCAGGAAAGGUUCACGUUCACGUUACAUUGAGUCAUGGCGAGCAGUUUUCAAAUGUUCACUCGCCUUCAGCUUUGUGGGUUCAUUCUGUCACUACAAGUUGGUUCGAGGUGUGUGUCCGCGAGUCGGGAAUUCCAUCAAAUGACAGUGGAGUUAUCAACUGGCUGGCCUUUCAAGAUCGACCCGAUGUUACACAUGGAAGUGUUAGUUUCAAUGGAUAUUGGACAACAGAAACCAGAUGCGAGAAAAUAUCUUUCUCACAGAGUUUUGGUGGAAGACCUUCUGUGUUUGUCUCAGCAAAGUACACUCGUGAUACAAAGUCUAACGACGCCAUGUAUGUUUGGUUGGAGAACGUGAAUUCUGGAAGCUUCGAGGUUUGCAUCCGGGAAUUCUUACCAUUCGACGGGAAACAUCAAGACACGAUUGUUGACUGGUUUGCAUUCAUUGACAAUGGUUCGAAGUUUAAUUUUACCCUGUCAGGAGAUGCUAUUUUUCUAAACAAAAAGGCUCCGAGAGCUGAGGACAACUACGGCUUUUGUCAAGUAAGAGUAUUGGAAACUUAUCAAAAAUAUUAGGUUACUUGAGGGAGAAAUGAAAAGACCAGAACUCGGAUUUUAGGGUCUCUUUAUACUCUUCUAGUGGGACUAGAAGGAUGAUAAAAAAAUAUCGUAAGCUUAAUGUGAAAAGAGUUGAUAUUAAUUAGUAGCCUUUUUGUAAGUUUUUCUGUGAACUGGAAAAUACA
Orbicella faveolata is the source of this 1300-nucleotide messenger RNA. RefSeq lists its product as uncharacterized. The record is from RefSeq and is a predicted model, not a curated record. NCBI's taxonomy places the organism in Eukaryota, Metazoa, Cnidaria, Anthozoa, Scleractinia, Merulinidae. Gene Ontology annotation, molecular function: calcium ion binding; carbohydrate binding; protein binding. Gene Ontology annotation, biological process: cell adhesion.